AUGAAGUCAGCUCCACAGUUUGGGUUUCUCUUACUUUUUCUGUCUUUUCAUGUGGGAAAAGGAAUUGAAACCUUCGAAAAGGUUAAUUCCAAGGAGCUUCGACUGGAUGACGAGAAUCAAUCCUGUCCAGAUACUUUCUACUUUAAUGAAACAAUCCAAACCUGCAUUUCUACAGACAUUACCAACUGUACUAAUUACCAGAUUGGUAAAUGCCCCAUAACUACUGAUGUGGAUGAGUAUUGUUUGUGCCUAAAUAAAUACCUUCAGAUCUGGAAAUGUCCCGAAGGAACCUACUUUGAUUCCAAUCGAUUGAUUUGUAGAAUUGGAACAGUGGAGUGCCAGGAGGAUUACAAUCCAUUUGUGUGUCCUACAGAUAUUUAUAACUCUACUAACGAUACCUUUUGCCUCUGCAUCGAUGGAAAAUUGCAUCAGAAUUACUGUCCAACGGGAUCUAUCUUUAAUACCGAUCAAAAACUUUGCUUGAAGACCGGAACUGAUGACGAUGAUAUACCCGAUUCGAAACCCUCUUCUGAAAAAUGUCAGAGAUAUGGGUUAUUUGGGGAUCCUUCGGACUGCGCAGGAUACUAUCACUGCCGAGAUAAGGGCAGUGAUAUUCAGCAUUCCAAAUGCUCUGGAGGAACCAUUUUCAGUUUGACUUCUUUUGGCUGCGUUGCAGGAACUUGUUGA
Molecule: messenger RNA, 687 nt
Organism: Drosophila takahashii
Lineage: Eukaryota; Metazoa; Arthropoda; Insecta; Diptera; Drosophilidae
Product: peritrophin-44-like
Cellular component (GO): extracellular region
Molecular function (GO): chitin binding
Source: RefSeq, a predicted model, not a curated record